Messenger RNA from Malassezia vespertilionis, 1944 nucleotides. It is a transcript of the gene NOP2, whose product is annotated as 25S rRNA (cytosine(2870)-C(5))-methyltransferase. Lineage: Eukaryota; Fungi; Basidiomycota; Malasseziomycetes; Malasseziales; Malasseziaceae. The coding region runs from base 1 to 1944 and encodes 647 amino acids. The record is from RefSeq and is a predicted model, not a curated record. Gene Ontology annotation, biological process: rRNA base methylation; maturation of LSU-rRNA. The transcript has a single exon. Gene Ontology annotation, cellular component: nucleolus. Gene Ontology annotation, molecular function: RNA binding; rRNA (cytosine-C5-)-methyltransferase activity.
AUGGGACGCCGUGCUAAGAACAAGCAAGCAGCGCCUUUACCUUUAAGGGAGAACUCCGAUGUCAAUGAGAGGAAGCACAAGAGUAGUCUUGGUAAAGCGAAUGGCACAGUGCGCAAGGCUGGCAAACCGCUUCCACAAAAGAUGCUUGCGGGCAAGCCGAAAGCUGCGGCUCCAGGAAAGAAGGCCGCGCCCAAGCGAGUAGCUGAGGAGGAGCCUGAACUGGUUGAAGAGGAUGCGAGUUUCUCUUUCGAUGAGUACGAGGAAGACGAAGAAGCGAUGGAUCUUCCGGAUGAUGAGUACGACGAAGAUGACAGCGCAGAAGACGUCUCUGAACACGGGGAGAUUGAGGACGAUGUUCAAGAAGCGCCUACAGAAGACUCGAUGGCGGGGAUAUUUGCGUCGCUUGGGCUUCCGCGCGACGGAAAAAAACUGACUGAGCGCCAAAAGAAAAAGGUGCUCGCAGAGGCAGAGCGUCUGGAAGAGCUGCUGAAGAGCUCUGGCCACCAAGUCAAAAAUAAUGGGGAUGGUGACGAAAAAAAAUCUGAUGAGGAUGAGGACGAGGACGAUGGUGCCGAUGACCUUGAGAAUGAGAACAGUGACUUGCCGUCAGAUGAAUACGACGAGGAAGCGUCCGAUACCGACGACGGCGAUAUGUCUGCAGAUGAGCAGUCCGGCUUUCUUCUUCCUACUCUCGAAGAAGAGGAAGAAGAAGAACGAGCCCCGCUAGACCUCCAACUUAUCCAAAUGCGCAUCCGCGAGGUAGUUGGUAUUCUGGGUGACAUGGCCCGACUUGGAGAGCCAGGACGUUCGCGUGCCGACUACUUUGACCGCCUUACAAAAGAUGUGCAAAAAUACUAUGGCUACAAUGAGUACCUUGCCACCAUGUUCCUAGAGCUCUUCCCUCCAGACGAGGCGAUUGAAUUUUUCGAAGCAAACGAAGUGCCUCGUCCUGUAACUAUCCGAGUCAAUACACUUCGCACGCAUCGCCGCGAUCUUGCGCAAAAGCUGAUCAACAAAGGCGUGAGUCUUGAGCCAGUGGGGCCCUGGUCAAAAGUCGGCCUUCAAAUUUUCGAGAGCCCAGUCCCCAUCGGCGCGACUCCAGAAUACCUGGUCGGCGACUACAUGCUUCAGGCAGUCUCCUCUUUCUUGCCGUGUGUUUCAUUGGCGCCGCAGCCCAACGAGCGCAUUUUGGACAUGGCAAGUGCACCUGGUGGCAAAGUCACCUACCUCUCUGCAUUGAUGCAAAACACAGGCUGUAUCUUUGCCAACGACAGCAGCAAGGCACGCAUCAAAAGUCUUACGGCGAAUAUAUCUCGUAUGGGCUGUCGUAAUAUUGUGGUAUGCAACUACGACGGGCGUCAGUUUCCCAAGGUCAUCGGCGGCUUUGACCGCGUUAUGCUCGACUCGCCAUGCUCCGGCACCGGCGUCAUUAGCAAAGACCCGAGCGUGAAAAGCAGCAAGUCUAAGCGCGAUUUUAUUCUGCUCACCCAGCUACAAAAACAGCUCAUUUUGUGUGCAAUCGACAGUGUGAACCCCAAAUCCGAAACGGGGGGCUACGUUGUGUACAGUACAUGCUCAGUGAUGGUGGAUGAGAACGAGGAUGUGAUAGAAUAUGCGCUGCACAAACGUCCCAAUGUGCGAAUUGUUCCCACCGGCAUCGACUUUGGCCGCGACGGCUUCAAGUCGUUCCGCGGCAGGAAAUUCAACGAAAAAAUGAGUUUGUCACGGCGCGUUUUUCCCCAUGCUCACAAUUUGGACGGCUUUUUUGUGUGCAAGCUCAAGGUGGAGCCCAUCAACAAGAGCGCUGUACGCCGCGAAGAACCGCAAAACUUUGUCCAAGAAGCACAAGCGCGCAAUUCAUCCGCGUCGCUCUUUGAUGCAGAAGAGGACGAAGCAAUUAUUCAGCGCGCGCGCGAGCGAGGCAUAAAGAAGCGAAAGCUAUAG